UACACAUCAGUAACCAUGGAGAAGGUAGACAGUGAACCCGUCCCUUUUCGUCACACGCUAGUGAAACAUAAUGUGAUCAAAUUCGCAUACAUGCAUAUCGCGGCUUUGUAUGGAGUUUAUCUGUGCUUCACCUCUGCAAAAUGGCAAACGUUGUUGUGGGCGUUUUUACUGCUGGAAUUUGCAAAAAUUGGGAUCACUGCUGGAGCUCAUCGGCUGUGGUGUCAUCGGUCCUACAAAGCCAAGUUGCCAUUGGAGAUAAUCCUCUUGAUUUUUAACAGUAUCGCUUACAUGAACACGGCAACAUACUGGGUAAGGGAUCAUCGCGUACACCACAAAUUUGCUGACACAGAUGCUGACCCGCAUAAUGUGAAUCGAGGAUUUUGGUUUUCGCAAAUCGGUUGGCUGUUCGUCCGUAAACAUCCCGACGUUUUGGAAAAAGGGAAGACCGUUUAUAUGGAAGAUAUUCACAAGAAUCCGUUAUUAAGGUUUCAAAAAAAGUAUGCCUUCUUCGUUAUUGGUUUAUGGGCAUACGUUAUACCCACUGUCGUGCCAAUGUAUUUUUGGAACGAGUCAUUCAACAAUUCUUGGCAUAUUUGUACUAUGCUUCGUCAUGUUCUAACCAUCAACCAAAUUUUCCUAGUGAACAGCAUCGGACAUAGCUGGGGUAAUAGACCUUACGACAAGAACAUCAAGGCUGUCGAAAAUAUAGCGGUGUCACUGAUGUCAACUGGUGAAUGUUUCCAUAAUUAUCAUCACGUCUUUCCAUUUGACUACAAAGCUUCUGAACUUGGAAUGACAAAAUUCAAUGCCGCCACCAUGUUCAUUAAUUUCUUUGCGUGGAUUGGCUGGGCAUACGAUUUGAAAACUAUACCUGAUGAAUUAAUCAUUGCACGAUCAAAAAGAACUGGCGAUGGUAGAAAUCUUUGGGGCUGGGGUGAUGUGGAUCAAACCGAGGAAGAAACUAAAGGCGUUAAAUACUUGUAUACGAAAAAGUGAUUGUAUUUUUUCAUCACAUAAGUAUUUUUAAGAAUAGUUUUGUAUUUUGUUGUAGCAAAACCAUUUACGCCAUAAAGUAAUAGGUAGUCGGCGUGUGUGAUUAUUGUUGUGGAUCAAACAGAUGAAAAACCAAAGCCGUUAAAUACAUAUUUGUGUACGAA
Messenger RNA from Hyposmocoma kahamanoa, 1157 nucleotides. Its product is annotated as acyl-CoA Delta(11) desaturase-like. The coding region runs from base 16 to 996 and encodes 326 amino acids. Gene Ontology annotation, molecular function: iron ion binding; stearoyl-CoA 9-desaturase activity. The record is from RefSeq and is a predicted model, not a curated record. Gene Ontology annotation, biological process: unsaturated fatty acid biosynthetic process. Gene Ontology annotation, cellular component: endoplasmic reticulum membrane. The transcript has a single exon. Lineage: Eukaryota; Metazoa; Arthropoda; Insecta; Lepidoptera; Cosmopterigidae.